This is a messenger RNA of Trichomonas vaginalis G3, 732 nucleotides long. RefSeq lists its product as uncharacterized. The transcript has a single exon. Bases 1 to 732 code for a protein of 243 amino acids. The record is from RefSeq and is a predicted model, not a curated record. NCBI's taxonomy places the organism in Eukaryota, Parabasalia, Trichomonadida, Trichomonadidae.
AUGGAAGCCAACGCUGUUAACCACAAUUCAAACAUUAACAAUUCUCAACCGCUAAACAAAGCCAAAGCCCCACAACCUCCAAGAACUGGCACAGCGGUUAGAAUAACCACCAAAAAAUCUAACAGCGAAUUAAGAGAAAUUCUUCAACAAAUUUGCUCUAAAUAUCUCAAAGACGCCGAAGAAAACACACAACCAGACGCUACAUACAAUACUCAGUUCUGUGAAGUUCUGAACAAAGCAAUUACUAGUUCAAUUGAACUUACUAAGACAAUUCCAAGUCCAAUUGAGCUUAGCGAUGUCUUAGUUCAGUAUUUUCCAACAUUUACUAAGCUUAUAAUGUUGAGAACUUUAUACCAAGUUCGUCAAAAUCUUCCUCGUUACAUCCAACGGUCAUUCGACACGAGAAUUGCCGAAUUCCAAGUCUUUAGUUACGGAUAUGACGAAGAUGAAUACGUUGACGAGUUCGGAGGAGGAAGAAGAGGAGGAGGAAAUACAAGACUCUAUCCAAGAAGAGUCCUCCGAAUUCACACCAGAAGACUAACAAUUUUCCGAAUAAAAACUUCAUUUAUACUAAACAUCUUCGGGGCUAGAGGGCGCAACGCGCCUGGAAGCCCCACUCGCCUGCCUAAAGAGAUAUUAUUUAAUAUGAGAUACACACUUUUUAUUCGGAUAUCGUUUGCUUUCAAUUUUUUCCAAAGUAAUUCAAUUUUUCAAUUAGACGUGGGCAUCUGA